Megalops cyprinoides (Indo-Pacific tarpon) is the source of this 3328-nucleotide messenger RNA. Its product is annotated as 2',3'-cyclic-nucleotide 3'-phosphodiesterase-like. The coding region runs from base 184 to 2145 and encodes 653 amino acids. Gene Ontology annotation, biological process: cyclic nucleotide catabolic process. Lineage: Eukaryota; Metazoa; Chordata; Actinopteri; Elopiformes; Megalopidae. Gene Ontology annotation, molecular function: 2',3'-cyclic-nucleotide 3'-phosphodiesterase activity. Gene Ontology annotation, cellular component: cytoplasm; membrane. The record is from RefSeq and is a predicted model, not a curated record. The transcript is spliced from 4 exons.
UGGACGGAAGGGGGAGAUUUAUGCGGAAAGCACUUUAACAGAGCACAGCUUGCUCCGCACAACGCGAAGCUACAGCUUGGCGACGCACAGGCUCUAGACACGUCUUGCAACUGCAGCUGCAACAUCGCUUAUCCAGUUUCUUCAGGAAGCGUUCACUGUAUCCUGCAGCUGUAGAACACAGGAAUGGAGGAGCAAGAGGUGGAGCAGAUUUGCAAGCAACCUGAACCAGCACCAGACACCCAGGAGCUGCAGCAACAGAAGCCUGAAGGAGAGAAACAGGAGGUCAUGGAACCACAGGUGCAGGUAGUCUCUGAGAAAGUGGUACAGCCAGAGUCAGAGAGACCGGAACAAGCCAAAGCGGAAGUUCAGGAACAAGCAGAACCAGAGGCAGAGAAGGAGGUACAGGUGCAGGCUGAGGAGCCAUCUGUGAAGGCCGAGGCAGUGCCAGUGCAGGCCGAGGAGCCGUCUGUGAAGGUGGAGGCGGUACCGGUACAGCCUGAGGAGCCGUCUGUGAAGGUGGAGGUGGCACCAGUACAGGCCGAGGAGCCAUCUGUGAAGGUGGAGGCGGGACCGGUAGAGCCUGAGGAGCCGUCUGUGAAGGUGGAGGCGGUACCGGUACAGGCCGAGGAGCCGUCUGUGAAGGUGGAGGCGGUACCGGUACAGGCCGAGGAGCCUUCUGUGCAGACCAAGGAGCCAGAAAAAGUUGCAGAGCCAGAACCAGAGAAACCACAGCAACAGCAGGAACCAGAGCCCAAAAAACCGGUGCAGUCAGAACAAUUACUGGAGCAAAAGGCAGAACCGUUAGAGCAGGCAGCAUCAGGGGAAAAGCCUGAACAGCAGCCUGAGUCAGAAAAGGCAUCAGAGCCAGAGAAAAGCUCAGAAGCGGUGGCAGAGCAGCAGCCUGAAGGUGAGGUGAAGAAGGCAGAGCCAGAGGCUGUAAAAGAGGAGGAGCAGAAAGACCAGGCCCCUGAAGCCACACCAGCUCCUUCAAUUGCCCCAGGCUCUCUCUCCUUUGCCUUUCUGGAAGAGGAGCAUACUAAGAUGGCCUUGCUCACGUCCCAUACCCUUUUCAUUCUGAGAGGUCUGCCUGGCAGUGGCAAAAGCCGGCUUGCCGCUGCCAUCAGCGACUUCUACAAGGACGUCUGCACCGUCAUCUCUGCCGAUGACCACAAUGUGAAACCUGAGAAGUUGAGCGCAUCUGCGGAUGGGCUCAAGGCAUUGGACAAGGCGGUGGUAGAGUGCUGCAGUCCUGGUAAGGCGGUGAUAGUGAUUGAUGACACCAACCACACUCACAGUCGACUGGCUCGCCUCGAAGAGCUGGCAGAGGAGCAUCAAUACCUUGUCCUCAUUCUGGAGCCCCGCACUGAGUGGUGCAGAGAUGUGGAGCAGCUGGCUAAGAAGACCAAAAGGGGACUGGACAAGAGCCAGAUCCAGGCCCUGAAGGGCCCUCUGGAGGAGACCUCCUUGCCCUUCUAUUUUGGAUGGUUCCUGUCCCCUACAUUCAAGGACAAGCUGAAAGGCAUGGCUGAGGACCUCUUGAAGACAUUGGGGACCUUGGAUGCCUUCAAGAAGCACCUCGCUGACUUUACUGGAGAGGCUGAGAAGGAGGUGAACCUGGAGCAGUACUUCCAACAAACGGGUCCACUGCACUGCACGACUAAGUUCUGUGACUUUGGGAAGGCAGAGGGCGCCAAAGAGUAUGCAGAGAAACCGUCUGUGAAGGAGUGGUAUGGGCGCAUGACGGAGCUGACGCUGAGUGCCCUGUUCAUCACACCCCGCACGCUGGGCGCCCGGGUCGCGCUCACCCAGGAGCAGCUGGAGCUCUGGCCCGCCGACGCCAAGGCCGAGUCCGAACCCGACCUGCCCGCAGGCAGCCGCGCCCACGUCACCUUGGGCUGCGCCGAGGGCGUGGAGCCGGUGCAGACGGGCCUGGACCUGCUGGAGAUCAUCCAGCUGCAGCAGCAGGGCCAGGAGGGUGAGAAGGUGCAGGACCUGGAGCUGGGGCCACUCGCUUAUUAUGGUAAGGGCAUUUGGGUGCUGAGCCUGAGCGAGCCCAGCCUGGUUCCAGCCCUUUUCUCCAGCUACUAUGGCCCGAAGAAAGGGGAGGAACUCAAGAAGAAGAAGCCUAAGUGUACCAUCCUGUGAAGCAGGCAGCACUUACGAUUGGGUAGAAGGAGGCUUUCCCUUUUUUGUUGGUGUGGGUGGGGCAUGUUUCAGGUGUUUACUUUGUUUGGAGCCUGGUGGAGUGAAUUGAACAUUCCCGGCAUUGUAUUUGCUCCCUCUGCUUAGCAGAACAACCAAAGAGGCCUUCAAACUGCUGUAUUUAGAUGUACUCUCUCUCCACCUAUGGUCUUGCAUUUUUUUUGUGUGUACAAUUGCAAAAACCAGUCUGAAGUGGGAGUUUGACACAUUCAUAUAAGUGCUGAUACAACCACUGACCAUAUUCAGGGGUUGUUGCAUCAGAGCAUAUACACGUUAUGCUCAGAAACGCAUGGUUAAACCAAAAUUGUACAAGGGAAUUGUGGGAGAGACCUGGAUAAAUCAAAAAUCCAUCAAUCACAUUUGUACUACUCUAUCAGACACAAUUUGAUGUAGUGUUAGAGUGGCCUCUACUGCAACAGCUACUGGAUUGUGGUCAUAGCCCUAAAAUACCCCUGAGCAUGAUGACCAACUCCAACUACACCCCCCACCAUUGUCCUUUAAAGUGCUUAGUUCCACAAUUAAUGUAUUUAGUGGGCUAUAUUAAAAGAUGUUUGAUUAAAUUUGCACUAAAAGGUGUCCCACUCAGAUAUUUGAAUACAGGCAAACUGUGGCGCUGCCUUAUCAAUAAGCACUUACGUGCCUCCAUCUUCCAUGAUACCAUGUUACCCUGUUCAUCACUCCUGUGGAAAACCUGUGUGAAUUUAACAGCUUUUUUGCCAUGGUCCGAAUGUGCACAUUUCUGCUGGCAAAGUGGAAAGUGGUACGAUUUAUAUGCCAGAAACCAAAGGCUUGUGCAUGAUUUGUGAGAUCUUAGACUGUGAAACAUAUACAUAGAGGUCCUUCCUGCAAAAUGCUCUGUACAGUGCUGCAAUGCAAAAAGGGAGAAUACAGAUGAUUGUGCAGCCUGUAAAUCAAGGGUUUGAGAAUCAUUGCUGUGAAAUCUUUUUUUCAACAAUUGCAUUUACACUGGUCAUGAAAGUGUUUUUUUGCAUUGAAUUCUUCCCCAUUUCCUUUGUGGCACAUUUAUUGGUGCAGGUAAACCAUUUCAAUUAUCCAGUGUUUAAUUACUAUCCAAUGUAGUUUUAUUAGACAGUCAUGUCUGUGUCGCUCUUACAGUGAGGUACCA